Molecule: messenger RNA, 3252 nt
Organism: Pocillopora meandrina
Lineage: Eukaryota; Metazoa; Cnidaria; Anthozoa; Scleractinia; Pocilloporidae
Source: the annotation of a GenBank genome assembly
UUAAUUCUAGAUUAUGAUUUGUUCCUGAGCAUCGAGGGUCAUGAUUGUUUAAAAAGGCUCGUCGGUUCUAAUUGGAUAUUCCCUGUGUUAACGUAUGAUUUCUCGUUUACACCUGAGCAAGAAAGGAAUGUUCUUCUUGACCUUUACACAUCUACAAAUGGCCAACAAUGGUAUGAAAGUGGAGGAUGGAACAGCUCAAAUUCCCACUGCUCUUGGUAUGGUAUCACCUGUUACAACAAUUCAUAUGUAAGAACCAUUGUGCUGGCUUACAACAACCUGGAUGGUGUUCUUCCUUCCAAUCUGUGGAGGAUACGCAACUUGUUGUCGCUUUGCACGCCUGGUAACCCAAGACUUCGAGGACGCAUUGGAGACUUUUUAUUUGGAAAUAUGAGCAAUCUGCUGUCGAUUGUUUUCAAUGCAGCCUCUAUAUCUGGAGAAAUCCCGAAGGACAUCGUGCAACUAAAAAAAUUGAACAAUUUUCUAGGCUGUAUAAUGGACGGGGAAGGCUUUGCUGGCAACUUACCAGAAGACAUUGGGAAUAUGACGGAGUUGAGAGUGCUAUGUCUCGGAGGGAACAAAUUAACUGGUCGAAUACCUAGCAGCAUAUCCAGAUUACAAAGACUUUGGUAUCUUGACCUCCGAAACACUCCUGGUCUCAUGUGGGGUGAUCUGAAUGACCUCUUUGCAAUCCCCGCCUUAACCCAACUUUUUGCAUCAGGUAUUCGGCUAACAGGACACUUACCAAAUACCCUGCCACCUAACCUGACCUACCUAGUUUUACCGGGGAACAACAUUUCGGGUCAUUUUUUUCAAAGCAUUCCGAAAACACAUCACGUUGAAAUUCUUAAUGUUGCCAACAAUCAGCUCACAGGAGACAUUCCUGGUGAGUUACUCAGUUAUCCGCCCUCCAUGAUUGAUUUGUCACAGAACGAGUUUUCCUCGAUAAACAACGGGAGACCAUGGUCUACCAAACCAGACAGGCGUGUAAAAUCCUUCAUUUCGCUUGCAGGAAAUAGGAAUUUAGCAAUUAAUAUUUCAAGCUUUUUGGAGCUCUUCUCGAGAAAACCCGACUUUCAUCCUAGUCCAUCGGUUCUAAAUCUCAGUUUUUGUGAUAUUGAGGGUCCCUUACCCGCAAACGUGCUUUACUUUGAGGAUAUGUCCACGUGCGAUUUACGAGGUAACAAGUUUUACGGAGCCAUACCAGCUUUCUUUGAAGACUUUUCAUAUUUAACAUAUUUUGACAUCUCAUCAAAUAACCUGUCAGGAAGCCUUCCAGCAGGAAUUCAGAAUUUAAUCUCCCUCCAGUACUUGGAUAUUUCUGGAAAUCCAUCCAUGCGUGAAGGAAACAGCGUAUCGACCAAUGCCUUUCGUCCAGACUUUUUAAGGAUGGUCAGACCACCUGAAGGCGACAACUUUUCAUGUCCCGAAGGACACCUAACGUUCAACAAUGGUCGCAUUCGUUUGGAUCCUGUAUUUUACGAGUACAGAUAUUGCAUUUGUGAUCCACAUUUUUAUGGAAGCCUUGGAUUAUGCAAAUCAUGUAUGGAUGGUGGAACGUGUGACCAAGUUACUGUGACGGUCCAAGAAGACGUUGGUCCAAACAUCAUGAAGAUAGCUCCUGGCUAUUGGCCAUCUCCUGAUCCCAAAAAUGUUACUCAUCUCGUCAAGUGUCCAGUACCUGCUUCUUGCAAUCCACUAGCUUCCUGUACCUGCCGCCUCGACACAUCACAUAACGACGACUCUCGCUCCUCCAAUAACAAGCGUUCGGUGUCGACUCUGAUUACAAAAUGCAAUGAAUCCUGUAUCUGCCAUUCAGGAAACACUGACAGGUUCUGUUCUCGUUGUGAAGAAGGAUUUUAUAAAAUUGGCGGAUUGUGCUAUCCAUGUGUGAAAGGAGAACUUACCUACUACUACGUGUUCAUCCCUAUCUUUGCCAUUUCUUUUCUCGUUCUGCUUUGGUCAUUUCUUUAUUUCAACUUGCGUCCUAUCAAAUGGUUUUUUGUUACAGCAGUACAUUUCCUCUUAAUGUUGAUCUUCAUGCUUUUGGAAUUUUUACCUACUUGGGUUUUCAAAUUAAACUUGGUGGUUUUUGUUGUGUGCAUGACUAGUCGAGGAAAAGGUACAAAGUCUCUCAUCAGCAUUGCAGUGUUUUAUAUGCAAACCAUGGAUUUUAUGGUAUCGAGCUCCAAUGUCUGGCCUCCAAAGAUCGUUGCAGCUCAGAAGUACUUGAGCAGCUACUGGAAUUUGUAUUUCCCUUCACUUUCGUGUGAUUUUCCUUCCCUUUUCAAUCCUGUUGGCAAGUUUACUUUUAUUCUUCUUCUUCCAAUUGGUUGCUUGGCACUCGUGGGUGUCUACUUUAUAGUUAUGCUAAGCUACAAUAAGGUUCGUCCCCAAGAACGACGAAUGGAAAAUGUUCACUUUAAAUGCCGUCAAAGUGCCUUUUUCUGUUUGAGUUUCACUUACUUUCCAGUUGUAAAGCAAACUCUCUCCAUCUUACGCCCAUGCCAAAAUGACCGUGAUGUUCUUUACAUGCCAAAUUCCCCUUGGAUAGAAUGCACAUCUGUUACUUACAGAACACUUACAGCUCUUGGUUUUGUCUCCGUUGUGUUCUACGUGAUUGGGUUUCCUUUGCUUCUCUCCUCCCUCAUGUUCUUCUUCUUUCGAAAAAGAAAUAGCAUGAGUCCUGAAGAUCGUGAGAAACUUGACACAUGGCUUGGUCCUGCAUAUUUGCCUUACAAACCAAGGUAUCAGUGGUGCCUUGAGAUCGUCAUGCUUCUCCGUCGCGUUUUGCUUGCCAGUGCGUUGUCUAUGAUUUCGUCAUCUUCUACUUUACAAACCUUUGUUGUCUGGGUAAUUCUCGUUUGCUUUGCUGUUAUUCAUCUGUGUUUGCAUCCCUAUGAUGAUUCCAGUUAUAAGUUUGCUUCUGAAAACUUUUUCGAGCCUCUUGUUUUGUUGGUACUGUCCAUGUCUUUCAUCCUGUUGAAGUUCUCGGCUGUGGAAAACUUAAUGACGUAUUCAGCAGCGUAUGUUUGGGUUGUAAUGAUUGUCAAUUCCUGGACACUACUCUUUCUUGUAGGCAUAAUCUUUUACCGUCUGGCUACUUGUGGGAAUGAAGACAAAGAUGGAAAUUUCUCUGGGCACCGUCAUGUGAGUGCAAGAAAUGGUAGAAGCAGUGAUGAUGAAGAAAGAAGUAAUUUGUUGUCCGUUAACAGUGCACGGAAGAGAUACGUUGAAGUCGCUAACAUUUCUUAG